Gryllus bimaculatus (two-spotted cricket) is the source of this 1000-nucleotide messenger RNA. The record is from the annotation of a GenBank genome assembly. Lineage: Eukaryota; Metazoa; Arthropoda; Insecta; Orthoptera; Gryllidae.
AUUCUCGAGGGUGUCAGGCUGUGAGCAGAGAGGUUCUUUCAGACACGUUAUUUUUUUAUCUGGAGAAGAAGCAGAAAGUGACUAACGAUGGAUCAACCAAACAUGCCCGAUUACGUGAAGAGUUUGGAUCGCUCGCGACAUCAUGCUGGGCAUACUGAAGAAUGCGGUCCGUGUGAAUGCGCAAAGGCCCUUGAAGACUUGGUCGACGAUCAUGGAAGGCAAGAUAUGGAAGAAAAGACAUUGGCACUUAUUAAACCUGAAGGCGUACCGCAUUUGAAAGAAAUUUUGCAAACUAUAAAAGAUGAAGGAUUUGACAUCAUACAGAGACGCAAGGUAUUUCUCACACCUGAACAGGCAAGUGAACUGUACAAAGACCACUAUGGACAAGCAUAUUUCCCUUUACUUAUUUCCCAUAUAUCCAGUGGACCCAUUUAUGCACUUUGCUUGUCCAAACCAAAUGCUGUCAAAGAAUGGAAGAGAAUAAUUGGACCAAGGAGUGUUAAAGAAGCAAUUCGUGAAUAUCCAGACACUUUACGAGGCAGAUUUGGAGAUCCUUCAGAGGACAUGCUAAAUGCUGUCCAUGGAAGUGACUCUCGGGCAGAGGCAGAAAAGGAAAUUCACUUUUUCUUUCCAGAAAUGAUUUUGGAGCCUUUACUGACAGGUGAUAAAUGCACCGAUUAUCUUGCAGACAACGUCAACCCUACUUUACUGGAAGGACUCUCAGAACUCUGUAAGCAAAAACCUGUUGACCCUAUUGUAUGGCUAGCUGAUUGGCUGCUCACCAAUAAUCCUAACAAACCCAAAACCAACAAAGUUAUUACAAGAGUGCCAACAUAAAUAAAAUAUUUUUCCGUGAUGUGUUUGUGCUGCAAAUUGUAUCUUGUAUUAGAGUAACAAUCCAGCACGUACUUAUAAGAUUGAUGUUGUAUCUGUUGUAUCUCAACGGCUUUUAAUCAAGCAUCUGUACUUUCAAGUGCCUUUAUUCUACAGCUGAAGAGCA